AAAUGUGAAGUUAGCUGUGGACGCAUAGAGCAUGUUUUGGUUCGCAGAAAAUGGCAGACGAAACUUUACCUGCAGGGUGGGAAAAACGCCUCAGCCGCUCUACCGGCCAGCAUUACUACUUGAACAUCUACACAAAGGAGUCGCAGUGGGACGCCCCAAGUGAGCCUGCAGAACGCGGUCAGUCGUCUGGGCCUGACCAAGUCCAGUGUUCCCAUCUGCUGGUCAAGCACAAGGACUCAAGGCGUCCGUCCUCAUGGAGGGAAGAAGUCAUCACGCGCUCCAAGGAGGAAGCUUUGGAGCUGGUGAAAACGUACCGCGAGCAGAUCGCGCAAGGAAAGGCGUCUUUUGCUGAAUUGGCCACGAAAUAUUCGGACUGUUCAUCGGCUAAGCGCGGUGGAGAUUUGGGGCCAUUCGGCAAGGGAGCCAUGCAGAAGCCUUUUGAAGAUGCGGCCUUUAGUCUUAAGGUGGGCGAGUUGUCUGAUCCAGUUUUUACAGAUUCGGGUGUUCAUAUUAUUCUGCGUACCGUCUAGGGUUGUCCCCUUUCAAAGCGGAAAAUACAAAUUUUUUGUCUAAUUGUUAACGAAUCUAAAGGGCGUUUAGGCGAUAGUUUAUCGUAGUAAUUCAUGGUGAUAACUAGCUGUUCCUUCAUGCAGAUUCUCCAGUUCAGCCAAAGUUACUGUGCUGUUUAAUAUUUCCCAUUUUCUUCAACUAAUUAGGUUAUUUAUUAAGCAAUUUUCACACGCGGUAAUUUCGAGCACAUUGCUAGCUUUUUAUUAAGGUCCCAAUUCCAGGAAUUAUAAUUUGUUAUGGCAGAUUUUCAAUUGACUGUUUUUCAAUCAUUGCAUUUAAAUAAACAUUUUUAAGUUCCUUGUUGGCAAUAAAAA
Molecule: messenger RNA, 884 nt
Organism: Dendroctonus ponderosae (mountain pine beetle)
Lineage: Eukaryota; Metazoa; Arthropoda; Insecta; Coleoptera; Curculionidae
Product: putative peptidyl-prolyl cis-trans isomerase dodo
Exons: 3
Coding region: 51-530 (159 amino acids)
Cellular component (GO): nucleus; cytosol
Molecular function (GO): protein binding; peptidyl-prolyl cis-trans isomerase activity
Source: RefSeq, a predicted model, not a curated record